Messenger RNA from Didymosphaeria variabile, 612 nucleotides. RefSeq lists its product as uncharacterized. The record is from RefSeq and is a predicted model, not a curated record. The transcript has 2 exons. Lineage: Eukaryota; Fungi; Ascomycota; Dothideomycetes; Pleosporales; Didymosphaeriaceae. Bases 1 to 612 code for a protein of 203 amino acids.
AUGUCGGGGCUCUUUCGACCUCCGGGCGCGGAUCCACUCGCAACGCGGGCCGAUACCGGGCCGUACGUUCAGAACGUCUGCGGGUGCCUGUCGCUCAGCAAAGCUAAGAUGUAUCGUGACUUCAUCAAGUAUUUCGAAGACGGCGUGAUCUCCGAGGACACGCUUGCUUCGAUGAUCCGCGAAGGUCACAUGUUCGACGAUAACUUCUAUGCUUCUAUACUCCAUGAUGAUCUCGUCCUCGUCAUCCUUUACAACAAACUGGAUGAGAGCCCUGAGGUCAAGGCUGCAGUCGAGGGUGCUGGUGGCAACAUCACUGAAAUUCAGCAAUCUUUGUCAAGCCUUGGGUUUGCUACUUCAGCUGCUGUUCCUGGUAAUGCAGAGCAUGCGGGUGCGGCACUUAUCAAGUUCGACAAGAUGUGGACCAAUGUCACCAAGCAGCCUCAAAACAAGAUGACGUUGUCACUUCGGCCAGCUCUUGCCAAGGAGAGUACGGCCCCAAGCACAAGUCAUAACGAGGCGGGGAAAGCAAAGCGAGUCAGAAACUCAGUUAGUAGUCGGGAGAAGAAGACUCUUGCGGAGGAGGCAGACACGUUUCUCAACGAGGGAAAAUGA